GAAAGAGUACAUACCUCGGUGAGGUUACGGUUGUCGGUCGGUCAGCUCCAUUACGCGCGUGACGUUAGACUGCAAGGAGCCGAGGUGACCUAACCUAGGCCUAGGUAUCGGUAGGCAAUUACAACGGGGAGCUCUGAUAUUGACGUGAUGGAGCUUCACAAGCUUUUUCACAAGCUCGGGAAGUGUUUUCGGUAUACCUGUUUGAGGGACAAAGCAUAAAAGAUUAGAUUGUCGCAAUCCAAGGAAGAGAUAACAGUAGUUAUUGAAAUUCUGCGAGCAUAAUUUAAAGGCCCGACCACAACUCUCUACAACUGACGAUUUCAUUGUCAAUUGUUUCACGAUCUCUGCGCAAGUUCAACAGCUGUACUGUCGCAUAUUCAAUCCAAUCGCGGAUUCCUACUCGUCUCCAUUUGAACCGCACAAGCUUUCGAGUCCGACCGUCACGAAGCACUAUUCUUCGCCUGUUAUCAUCGUCUGCUAAGGCAUCGAAUACCAAGCCUAUUUAUAUACGAAACAGCUUCAAACAGACCAGCUACCCGUUGGGAUCGUCUGAGAAAAGAGCGAGGGAACUCCAGGAACCACAAAGGUACAACAGCUUCAAAGGUGAGUUGUCAGUUUCUUUACAAACGCAAGAGGAAGUUUCCUAUGUUUGCCCUUGGUCCGUUAGGCCUGUCCCUGUUGGGUCGCGAGUUGAGCUCGAGUCUCAGUCAACCACAGCCGCACCCCCUGGGAAAGCACAAGCACAAGCACAAGCACAAGCACAAGCACAAGCGGUUUGCGGUUCUGUUCUGUACCUGUAUGGUACUGAACCUUCUACCCAUGCAACGAUAGCAUCAACAAGCAGCAAAAGAGCCCACCGCGAAAGUUGUCCGGUGAGCUCAGCCCACCUUCUACCUCUGUUUGGCAUCGGGUGGCAUGCCCCUUCCCCCGAGAGCUCCAGUGGUCCGGAAUAACGGCGCCCUAUUUGCCCGCCUGCAGCGAAGUGCCUGGGGGGAUAUGACCAAUUGCAUCAGGCCAGAAUCUGGUUUACGCAACAGUCAUAGCCAUGGGGCCUUGUGGAUAUUCAGUGCUUUUGCCCGGAUAGAGACCACCGAGUUCAUGAGAUAAGAAUCGUUGGGCUCUGUAAGGGACAAGUGCCUCGCAGCAAUGAUAGUCUCGAGUCCCGAGGCUCUUACACGGGAAGAGUGUUGAGAGACGUUUCGGAGGCGAAUUGAAACAUUUCCUCGUCAAUUCAUUGCCCAAAACAGUCUUUUAUUAACUGGCGCGUUCCGUCACUUACUGACAAAAGUUGCUGUUAGGUACCUUUUUUGUUUUCCCCAAAGACGCACACUCCUACAGGGGCCUCUCACCUCAGUUCACCUGGGCUCAGGCUCUUUCGCAUUCACCCGCAAGUCCACCGACCUCAACUUAAGAGACACACCCCCCCUGGUUCCACCCAGACCACCGGACACGGCGCCGCAGGACCCCAAGGCCCCCUCUUCCUUACUUCCUUACCCCCCUAAAUCGAAAAUCCUCAGGGCCACAGCCCACUAUGACACCCUCACUGAGUACACCCCGUCAGAGUCAGUCUGGCAGCAGCAGCUCAAGCUCAAGCUCGACUCAUAAUAAAACGGCGCCGACCUCUUCUUCAUCUUCCUCCAUCUCUCGUCUCAACUCCAUCGUUCGUCACAUCUCGCCCAAAAUGGUUUCUACUACAAAUUUCCCUGCCGAAGUCGUGCCCCAGGCUCCUGAAGACCCUCUCUUUGGUCUUGCACGAGCUUACAAGGCCGACAACAGCCCCAACAAGAUCGAUCUUGGUAUCGGUGCUUACAGAGACGAGAACGCAAAGCCCUGGGUGUUGCCAGUCGUUAAGAAGGCUGAUGAGAUCCUCCGAAACGACCCUGAGCUCAACCACGAGUAUGCCCCGAUCGCGGGUAUUGCCAGCUUCACAUCCAAGGCCGCCGAGCUGGUCUUUGGCGCUGACUCCGCCGCCAUCUCAGAGAAGCGCUCGACGACAUUGCAGACAAUCUCUGGUACCGGUGCCGUGCACUUGGGUGCUCUCUUCCUAGCCAGGUUCUACAAGGGCAACCACACUGUCUACCUGUCAAAUCCCACCUGGGCAAACCACCACCAGAUCUUCAAGAACGUCGGCCACUCAAUUGAUACCUACCCUUACUUCCACAAGGAGACCAAGGGUCUUGAUUUCGAGGGCUUCAAGCAGACUCUUAAGUCUGCUCCUGAGGGAUCUGUCUUCGUUCUUCAUGCUUGCGCACACAACCCCACUGGCGUUGACCCUACCCAAGAGCAAUGGACUGAGAUUGCUGCUCUCAUGAAGGAGCGAAACCACUUCCCCUUCUUCGAUACUGCUUACCAAGGCUUUGCCUCUGGUGAUCUCGUCCGCGAUGCCUGGGCUAUCCGAUACUUUGUCGAGCAGGGCUUCGAGCUUGUUGUUGCCCAGAGUUUCGCCAAGAACUUUGGUCUCUACGGCGAGCGUGCCGGCUGCUUCCACGCCGUUACCGCCCCCGCCGGUGAUGCCUCAAACACUAUCACCCGUAUCGGCUCCCAAUUGGCUAUUCUCCAGCGAUCCGAGAUUUCCAACCCUCCCUUGUAUGGUGCUCGCAUCGUCAGCACUGUUCUCAACGAUCGUGACCUCUUCGCCGAGUGGGAAGAGAACCUGCGCACAAUGUCAGGCCGCAUCAUCAGCAUGCGCGAUACUCUACGAGCCAAGCUUGAGGAGCUCCAGACCCCUGGUACCUGGAACCACAUCACGGACCAGAUCGGCAUGUUCAGUUUCACUGGUCUUAGCGAGUCACAAGUGAUGAAGCUCCGAGAAGAAUUCCACAUCUACAUGACCAAGAACGGUCGUAUCAGCAUGGCUGGCCUCAAUGACAACAAUGUCGACUACUUUGCCAAGGCUGUUGACAAGGUAGUAAGAGAGUCUGCUUAGAUCUGUAUAGAUUGAGGUAGAAGUUGAGUGUUUGAGAUGGUGUAUGAAACUCAUGGGACGUGGUCGAAUACAAGACCCUGGAAGAAACUCGGCGUUGGGAUUACAGCUUUACCAUUAUUAUCGCACCUGUCAUGAAGGGGACUCUGCAAAAAGCACUGGACGAUCCUUGUUUAUGCAUGCUGUUGACAGCUUUUAAUAUACCUUGACUGCAAGCUAAUGCAUUUGCAUACUCAACUACUUGGUUCUAUCUUUCUAUACAUGAUGUAGUGUGAUCAUGAUGCAGUAAAAUAGAGAUCAAGAUAGCGUACUUUCUUUGGUUAUCAUGGAUCGAGGGUGCUAUCUUGGCGUACGCCAGACCUUGACCCGCAGAUAGCAUGAACACCUUGAUGCCGCUUAGAGAAGGGCGAUAUGCGAUAUCCAACACGAGUCUGUGAUUGGCCCGCCUCUCACCCUGGAAAGACAGGAACUUCCUGCUUCAUUAGGUAAAAUUACUAUUCUUGCUGUAGCAGUAACCAAAAACGGACGCAAGCACGGGGAUCCUACAGAACAACUCGACAAGAAGAGUCUGGGCGACCUCCAUAAAAUAGAAUUCGGGGAAACCUCGCCGUCUCGGGGUGGAAGGCGCUGUCUCUCUCUAUGUGUUCUCCGGGCUUUCAGUGGUAUCUAUCGGCGGCGCGCGGUAUCGAGACGCCGAUUCACCGUGAAGGGAGGGUAUGGGAAGAGUAUUGCCGCGCACUCCCUUUCCCCCCUGCCACUAUCUCCCGUCUGGGGAAGAAAAAAGAAGAUGUCUGGCUUUUUUUUCAUGGAGAGUCCACCCCCGCAUGUCGCGAUGCAAUUUUUAUCCUUUCCCCGCAUGGGAGCCGCUCGCUUGUCCGGGGACCAGGGGGGGCGUGUAGUAACCAAUUCCUUGAUAGUCGAGUCCAAGGUCAGUCAUGAAAGAAAAGAUACGGGGGAAACCGGCGGAAGGGAAGUUUUUGACGGUGGAGACGGAGUCUCGAAGCGAAGCAUUGACUGGGGAAACGGUGAGAUAUCUUGAAGAAGAGCUGACCGUCUGCAAUAACUUGCUGUUUGUUCAGUUUCCCUUAUGUCAUGAGACAGGCAACUUUACAACAUAGGAUCCAUACAGAGCCCCGGCAAACCCCGAGUAUCAUGAAAUUGACUGAAGCAAUUAUAUCGUAGAGUCAAAAACUGCGAAUCGUGCCUUGGGCUAUUACACAAUUGCGUAUCCACUGCAGCGGGUCAGGAAAAAGGUACAUUGAGGAACUUGGGGAAUUUCGAGACUAUCAACGGGAUUUGUCCGAUACCGGGGGAGGGUGUGUGUGCCAGACUGCCAGUCCUGGAGUGAGGGAAAGGGAAUAGGAUCCAUAUCAUGGGGUAAGAGAAACGUUAGUUGGGUCUCGCAAUUGAGGAUGUACCUCGCGUAUGGAUAUGGUCAAGAUGGAAAUAGUCCGGUGUGAGGAAUGGCGUAGGGCACAUGACUGUUUCGUUAUCUGGGCCUUGUCCCUAGGUAGCCAGUCUAGAGUUCGGUUAGACAUGCAGAAUUGGGAAUCCGAUUUCUAGUCAAGGCCCUGAGGAGCUAGCUGAGGAAUCAUCAAGAUAGUCAUUUAGCCGCGUUGGGUAGUGUUUAGAUAGAACUGCCACCGCAUAGCAUACACUUGGUGCCGCCGUAAUAGAGUGUGUCC
This is a messenger RNA of Fusarium odoratissimum NRRL 54006, 4608 nucleotides long. RefSeq names its product aspartate aminotransferase. Bases 1532 to 2926 code for a protein of 464 amino acids. Gene Ontology annotation, biological process: L-aspartate biosynthetic process. The transcript has 3 exons. NCBI's taxonomy places the organism in Eukaryota, Fungi, Ascomycota, Sordariomycetes, Hypocreales, Nectriaceae. Gene Ontology annotation, cellular component: cytosol. The record is from RefSeq and is a predicted model, not a curated record. Gene Ontology annotation, molecular function: L-aspartate:2-oxoglutarate transaminase activity; pyridoxal phosphate binding.